Molecule: messenger RNA, 2113 nt
Organism: Prinia subflava (tawny-flanked prinia)
Lineage: Eukaryota; Metazoa; Chordata; Aves; Passeriformes; Cisticolidae
Product: tyrosine-protein phosphatase 10D-like
Exons: 11
Coding region: 75-1547 (490 amino acids)
Molecular function (GO): protein binding
Source: RefSeq, a predicted model, not a curated record
AGAUACAGAUGCCUGGGCUCAGAGGCAGUGAGUGGGGCUGAGAUUUCAGUCCUGCCUGGGGACUUCAUGCUAGGAUGGCCCUGCAGUCACUGGCUCUGAAAUUUCUCCUGGCCCUUGCCUCUCUACUGUCAGCACAAGGCCAGGAAGGAUUUUUCAACAUCCAAAUAGUGCCUCAGGGAACAGAAAUGUGCCAAAGGCCCCCAUGGGACUCCAGACUCCAGCUGGCACCAGACCAGGAGAAUUAUAAGAAGAAUGAAGAGGUGAUGUUGAGCUGCCCUGAAGGUUUCCAGCCAUCUUUCACCCAUGUCAAAUGUUCUAGUGAAGUCCAGUCCUUCACUGGUGGGAAACCUGUAUACAGAGAGGUCUGGACUGGAAGAAACUCCAGAGGUGUCUGGGUCCGCAUUCGGACCAGUGUGGAGUGCAGUGAGGUCCUCCAGGUUGACCCCAAGACCUUUGAGAUUUCCAGCACCAGCAUCAAACUGAAGUGGACCUGCAGGUUCCCUGAUGCCUGCCAGGGCAUGAGGGCCAUGUGCCGGCUGGCAGAGCCUUCCUCCCCUCCCUGUGAGCCUGAGGAGGUGAAGGGAGAGCAGAUGUUACAUGGCCAGGAGGGAACAUUCACCUGCUCCCCUUUGCAGCCCUUCACUGAGUACAGUGUCACCAUCGGCUUGCCCCCCAACACAACCCUUUUCUCAUGGUUGUUCACGACACAGGAAGCAGUGCCGGACAAACCCGAGAAGCUGUGGCUGGAUCCCAACAGGGGCUCUCUCAGGUGGAACUCGCUGUCCUCUUGCAACGGGGAGAUCAUUGGAUACCAGCUGAGCAUCACAGCCAGGAACGCAGGCGACAGCAGCGUGCUGGAGACGGAGCGCCUGCGGCUCAAUGGCUCCGUCACUGAGCACCGGCUGCCGGAGCACGGCCCCGGCAGCAGCUACGCCGUGGCCAUCCGGGGACUGACGGCUGCCGGAGCCGGGCCUGCCUUGACGAGGGAGUUUCCCCCCGGCAGCUCCGACGCCCCGCGUCCCCAGGGCAUCAUCGGCUGCCGCAGCGCCCGCGACAUCGCCGCGUCCCACGGGACGGCCGUGCUUCCCCUGCGCCCCAUCGCCCGGGCCUCCGAGGCGGCCAGGGAGCACCAGCUGAUCGUGGCCGCCACGCACAACGCCUCGGUGAUCGAGAGCAUCUGCUCGGGGCAGCCGCAGCUCUUCAACGCCACCACGUACCUGGCCGCCGUCCUCAACCUCACCGCCCCCACGGACUUCGUGCUGGGCGACGGCAGCCGCGGGCAGGGCCAGCACAACGCUGCCCUGCGCCCGGGCUGCGACUACACGGCCCUUCUGCGCCUCGCCCGCCUCUCGCCGCAGGCAGAGAAGUUCACCUGUGUCUGCUACAGCUUCUCUGUUGUUGCAGGGCAGACUGCAGGCCAGUGGCAUGGGAUUGUGAUUGGACUGGUUGUGCUGUUUGCAGUCCUCCUUGUGGCUGCAGUCAUCCUGUGGUUUGUGCUCUCCAGGAAAAGGAAGUAUUUGCCCAACAGAAAUAAAGAGGUUAACUAAAAAGGAAAAGGUGGCUCGGCUGGAGAUCAGUCACUUCAGCCCCAGCCAGGAUCAUAGAGACAUCCAGAACAGCAAAGACUUGGAGAAAAUGGGAAGGAUCACCCCAGCCCGGUGCUGAUGGCUGCCAUGUCCCCUGGCUCUCCUGUGACUGUGACCAGCAUGGGGGUCCCAUGCAAUUCAUCCAAUUCUACAGGGCAAGAGGAAAACAGAAGGCCAAGGAGGGUUGGGCUUUUUCAUUCCUCAGCCCCUUUACCUCAUAGGUUUUGCUUACUGCUUUUGUAAGGCCUUUGAAUCUGGCUUUCUAUAAUCCUUUUUUUCCGGGCUUUUCAUUCAUUGUUGCUUUUCUAGAAGCAGAACUUGUGUGCUGGAUUUCCCAGUCCCAGACUCACACAAGCUCAAGCUGAUGGCAUUCUCUUGCUGUCCUCUGAGUUCCCAACCCUUCUGCCCUCUCUGUUUUUAUUUAGCCAAACCCAGGGCUUUUCUUAUCUUGGCUGGACUGCUUUGUGACUCUGCCUGGACAAUAAAUAAAGGUUUAUGGUUUGGAGGGGCUGCCUGUCCCACACAGC